Oncorhynchus tshawytscha (Chinook salmon) is the source of this 2687-nucleotide messenger RNA. Its product is annotated as inhibin beta A chain-like. The coding region runs from base 611 to 1939 and encodes 442 amino acids. The record is from RefSeq and is a predicted model, not a curated record. Gene Ontology annotation, cellular component: extracellular region. Lineage: Eukaryota; Metazoa; Chordata; Actinopteri; Salmoniformes; Salmonidae. The transcript has 2 exons. Gene Ontology annotation, biological process: SMAD protein signal transduction; BMP signaling pathway. Gene Ontology annotation, molecular function: cytokine activity; growth factor activity.
CAAAGCCAUUCAACUCCGAUAUAGUGAGCUCUCUGAGGCUUCUCCAGUGCUGUGCAUAUCAGCAGGACAGGACACCACCACACUUCUUUUUGCAAGGACUAAACUAGAGCGCACACUCUCCCAAACACUUCAUUUUUUACAAAGACUGGACAAGAUAUUCUGUUUUUAUACAGUAAAUUUUACCAACUGGACAAAACAAGAGGAAUGGUUUUACAAAGCAGAGAGCUUGCUUUUCUGGAAUUGACAGGAGAAGUGGUUUAUGAGGACUGGAGCAAAGACCUGGUUUGUGAGGACCAAGUAAAGAUAGUAGUGGGGUAAAGUGCUUUACCCCAUAGGAGUAAUACAAGGGCAUUGCCUGGUCUCAAAUCUCUACUUUCCAACAUCCAACUUUUUGAAGCUAGCAGCACCUCACUCAGAGAAGGAUUGUACUUUUCUCAAACUUGUUAUUUCUGUCUCCCACACAAGUGCUUUGUUGGUGUCGGUGAAACCCCAUCAACACCUUGUGAAUCGGGAGAGAUAAGGUGAGGAGAGCUGUCCGGUGUGCUGCUGUCCUCUACUCACCCUUCUCCAAGUAUUGUGUGCACGUGUGUGAGUCGGCAUUCUGUGGCACAUGAUGCCCUUGUUAGCCGCGUUUGCCGGGGUGCUGGCGUUGCUUCUCGCCAAGCUUCAGACAGGAUGUGGAUCCCCUACUUUGGCUGGACCUCUGGCAGCUGUGGAUGUGGCCAUGCCAGAGCAGGGGCUGGUGGAGGAGACCCAGGUGACCAACUGUCCGUCCUGUGUGCUGGCCCAGAUGACGAGGGGUUAUGACCCGGUCCCUCCUGGAUUUGAAUCAGCAUCUGAAUCUGUGGCUCGGACUUCGGGCCAAACGGACAUGGUGGAAGCGGUAAAGCGGCACAUCCUCAACAUGCUCCACCUGAGUGCACGGCCCAACGUCACGCACCCGGUGCCACGCGCUGCCCUGCUCAACGCCAUCAAGAAACUACACGUUGGCCGUGUGGGUGAGGACGGCAGGGUGGAGAUCCAGGAGGAGGGACCAGGGGGUGCUGGCGGUGAGUGGGCGGUGCUGCCCGAGCCGCCCUCCGAAAUCAUUACCUUUGCCGAGCCAGGAAACUCUCCAUCUGCCAUGACCUUUGACAUUUCCAAGGAGGGCAGCGAGCUCUCGGUGGUGGAGCAGGCCAACGUGUGGCUCUUCCUGAAGCUGGCCAAGGGGAAAGGGCGGGGCAAGGGAAAAGUGAACAUCCAGCUUCUGCAGCGCCGCCGGCAGAAAGCUCCAGGCUCUGCCUCCACCUCCACCGAGACCCAGGGCGAGGAGGAGGAGUUGGUGUCAGAGAAGAUGGUGGACACACGGCGCAGCGGCUGGCAUACUCUCCCCGUGCCACGCAGCAUCCAGUCCCUGCUGGAUACCGGUGGCAGAGUCCUGGAUCUGCGAGUCUUCUGCCCACUGUGCACCGAGGUGGGUGCCAAACCCGUCUUGGUCCCCACCGAGGACGAGCAACCGGGACGGGAGAGGGAACAGUCCCACCGGCCGUUCCUCAUGGUCGUACUGCGGCCUGGCGAGGAGGAACACGCUCACCGCCGUGCCAAACGAGGCCUGGAGUGCGACGACAAGAUGCACAUGUGCUGCAAGAGGCAGUUCUAUGUCAACUUCAAGGACAUCGGCUGGAACGACUGGAUCAUCGCACCGCCAGGCUACCACGCCAACUACUGCGAGGGUGACUGCCCCAGCCAUGUAGCCAGCAUCACAGGUUCCUCGCUGUCCUUUCACUCCACUGUCAUUAACCACUACCGCAUGCGGGGCUACGCGCCCUUCCAAAACAUCAAGUCAUGCUGCGUGCCCACGCGACUACGCGCCAUGUCCAUGCUCUACUACAACGAGGAGCAGAAGAUCAUCAAGAAGGACAUCCAGAACAUGAUCGUGGAUGAGUGCGGCUGCUCGUAAGAGACAGUACAGAGCAGUAAAAGACUCAUCCAUAAUAAGAAGGCACCAUUGAUAUGAUGGACAUAAUAUAACUGGUAUGAUGGACAAUACAUUUUUGGGGAGUUCUUUGACUGAUCUGUCUGUUUUGUCUUAUUAUCUGACAGGGUAUUGUUAAAUCGGAAUAGUCUCUGUGGCACUUUCAGAUAAAAAAGAGAUACAUCAUAUAUUUUUGUUAAAUGGAGACAGAGUGAGACUACUUAUCACUGUUUAUGCGCAAUGUGAUUCCUGCUUCUCUGCACUGCAAUGAACAUGGAACAGUUCCCUGAAAAAAAACUAUGCAACUGAUGAAGUAUUACGAUGUGUUGUAUUUUUAUUAAUGUUUCUUUAUAUGUGUUUUGUUUCUUAAUUGUAUACAAAGUAGACUUUUUUUAAUACUUUUUUUCUCCAAAUGUGUGUCUGUUUCAAAUGUUUGUAUUGUUAUUGUUGAGAGAUACUUGAAAGACAUAGGUUUGACCAGCUACUGGAGCCAAACACUAAUAUAAUUAUUAACUAGGUUUAUUAUUAUAAUUAUUAUAAUUCAUUUCUGAACUACUUUGUCUUUGUACAUAAAAAUAAUGAAUAUUGAAAUUUGCACUAUACCAACAUUCUUGCCAUCUUGAUCACAUUGACGGUAACUGGCAUUUGGGCCUGCAUGAAGAGAUACUGCAGGUAGCCUAGUGGUUAGAGCGUUGGGCCAGUAACUGAAAGGUUGCUGGAUUAAAUCUCUGAG